AUAGUUUACAGAUAAGACAGCUUCAUUACAGCUUUGAUGCACUUUUUUCUUUCCAAACAAACAAAGUCAAAUACUUCUUCUCUCUCUCUCUCUCAACUCAACAACAACAACACAAACCAUCACUACUACAAAACCUCCUUCACUCUACACGGCACGUCGCUUUGACUCAUAAUCGCAAUCACAGAUCUCGUGAUCGUCGAUCGAAAUGGACGGUUACGACGGAACCGUUAGACUCGGUGCUAUUAACAUGAAGUAUGAUCGCGGCGACUUUGACUCCGGCGCCGAUGUAUCAGUUUCUUCUCCGGUCACCAAACAAAAAGCCGCUGCCGCUAAACAAUUCAUUGAGAAUCAUUACAAGAAUUAUCUUCAAGGAUUGCAGGAUCGUAAAGAUAGACGUAGAGCGCUUCAAAGGAAAGUGCAGGAAUCUCAACUGCCAGCGGAAGAGCAGGAGGUGAUGAUGAGGAAUUUGGAGCGUAAAGAAACCGAGUACAUGAGACUUCAGAGACGUAAAAUUGGAAUCGAUGAUUUCGAGCAAUUAACAGUAAUUGGUAAAGGUGCUUUUGGUGAGGUGAGGUUAUGUCGUGCUAAAAGUACAGGAGAGAUUUUUGCCAUGAAGAAAUUGAAGAAGUCAGAGAUGCUUAGCCGUGGACAGGUGGAACAUGUACGAUCUGAGAGGAACUUGCUGGCAGAGGUUGAUAGCAGAUGCAUUGUAAAGCUCCAUUAUUCAUUCCAAGAUUCAGAUUUCCUAUAUCUCAUCAUGGAAUAUUUACCAGGCGGUGACAUUAUGACAUUGUUAAUGAGAGAAGAUAUUCUUUCAGAAAAUGUUGCUCGUUUCUACAUUGCUGAAAGUAUUCUUGCUAUCCACUCAAUACAUCAGCACAACUAUGUACAUAGGGAUAUAAAACCAGAUAACCUUAUACUGGAUAAAAAUGGUCAUUUGAAGCUUUCAGACUUUGGCUUAUGUAAGACUCUUGAUGACAAGUAUUCAACAAUUUUAUUGGAAAAUGAAGAUUUAAUUGGUCAAGAGUCAACUAGUGAACCUGAAGGAUAUUUUGUAUCCCCUUGGUUGAUGCCAAAGGAACAACUACAACAGUGGAAACGUAAUCGCCGUGCAUUGGCAUAUUCAACGGUUGGAACUCUUGAUUACAUGGCUCCUGAAGUUUUGCUCAAGAAGGGGUAUGGAAUUGAGUGUGAUUGGUGGUCUCUUGGGGCAAUCUUGUAUGAGAUGCUUGUUGGAUAUCCUCCAUUUUGUUCUGAUGAUCCAAGAAUGACCUGCCGUAAGAUUGUGAACUGGAAAACAUGCCUGAAAUUCCCUGAAGAACCCAAGAUAUCAGCCGAAGCUAAGGAUCUCAUCUGUCGCUUACUAUGUGAUGUUGACACAAGACUAGGAACGAGAGGUGUAGAUGAAAUAAAGGCUCAUCCAUGGUUCAAGUGCAUUCAGUGGGACAUGCUUUAUGAAUUGGAAGCUGCAUAUAAACCUACAGUUAUUGGAGACUUGGACACACAAAACUUUGAGAAGUUUCCUGAUGUAGGUCCACCAUCCGUAACAGAAACCGUGGGACCUUGGAGAAAGAUGUUGACAUCCAAAGACACUAAUUUCAUUGGAUAUACUUUUAAGAAAUCCGAUAUCCUUAAAUCGAUUGAAAGUACAGAUGAGGAUAUCAGAGUAAAUGGAUCAUCAAAAUCCCCUUCCUUGAUUUCCUUGUUAGGACGAAUUGAUUUGCAAGAUACUGUCAUUCCAGAAAGUGUACAGAAGCCAGAAACUUGAAUCAAACCUUGCUUGUUUUUCAUUUACUGGACCCUGUAUUGUAUUAAUAUAAGCUUAGCAUUUGAAGAUUGUAUACAACUAUAUGUUAGAAAACAAGCAUAUUAAAAAUUCAAUGCAGGCAAGAUUCGAGUAAGGUCAUGAAUCAUGGGGGAGUUAAUGCCACCGGGCUCAUUUUCACUGCUUUCCAAGCUUCUCAUACGAUGAUUGUCCUUCCAUUUGGCAUGAAGUCAAGCCUGUUUCUGUUCAUAUACAGUUCCACUUCCGUCUUGUCAAUUUCAGUCCAUUAUUCUGUUAAUUAUAGAAAAAAUUUUGUCUCUUAUUUUUGUUGGUUUACAGAUAUUUUGAUUAAGUUUUUGCAAUACAAUUUAUUGUCUUUACGAAUAAUAAUGGUGGUCCUUGGUCAA
Trifolium pratense (red clover) is the source of this 2172-nucleotide messenger RNA. RefSeq names its product serine/threonine-protein kinase tricornered. NCBI's taxonomy places the organism in Eukaryota, Viridiplantae, Streptophyta, Magnoliopsida, Fabales, Fabaceae. The transcript has 12 exons. The record is from RefSeq and is a predicted model, not a curated record. Gene Ontology annotation, molecular function: ATP binding; protein serine/threonine kinase activity. Bases 206 to 1768 code for a protein of 520 amino acids. Gene Ontology annotation, biological process: peptidyl-serine phosphorylation; intracellular signal transduction.